AUGAGCCUUGGCUAUAGCAGCACUGCCAUGGCCGAGUUCGAGGUUGGCCACCUCAAACUAGACGGUGUCGAGAGGAUCCAGUCUCUAGUCAAAACUGGACAAGUUCGACUCGUUGAGCUGGUCACGGACAACAGAAUCCUCUCCGAUUUGCUCUGGGUUGAGGUGACGCCUCCUUUGACAAUGGGAGGCUUCCCCAAGGUGGACUUCAAGGAGUAG
Molecule: messenger RNA, 216 nt
Organism: Diaporthe citri
Lineage: Eukaryota; Fungi; Ascomycota; Sordariomycetes; Diaporthales; Diaporthaceae
Exons: 3
Coding region: 1-216 (71 amino acids)
Source: RefSeq, a predicted model, not a curated record